Aspergillus affinis is the source of this 435-nucleotide messenger RNA. RefSeq names its product quinone oxidoreductase. The coding region runs from base 1 to 435 and encodes 144 amino acids. The transcript has a single exon. NCBI's taxonomy places the organism in Eukaryota, Fungi, Ascomycota, Eurotiomycetes, Eurotiales, Aspergillaceae. The record is from RefSeq and is a predicted model, not a curated record. Gene Ontology annotation, molecular function: oxidoreductase activity, acting on NAD(P)H.
AUGCUCAUCGACCGCGCCAAGAGCGACACGAUCAUUGACUACCGCAACCAGAGCGAUGAGACCCUUAAAUCCCAAAUUACUGCCGCCGCAGGGGGCCUGCCCAUCCAUCACGCCUACGACGCCGUCGCGGAGAAUGGUACUACCACCCGCAUCCUAGGUGCGGCUCUCACGGCGCCUGGAACGGUCGCCGCAGCGUGGCUGCCGAAAGAAGAAGAGGUAGCUCCGUCGGGAAUCCAGAUCGGUAAUCUGAUGGUGAAUUCGGUGCACGCCGAUCCAGCAACGCAAGACAAUACUGCCAAAGAUGAUCGCGAAUUUGGGGCUGUCUUUUCUGGUUUCUUUGGUCGAGCGUUGGCGCAGAAGUCGUUUUCGGGCCAUCCCUUCGAAGUGCGCGCCGGCGGAUUGCGUGCGAUUGAAGGGGGCUUGAAGGACUUAUAG